AUGGUGGACAAAAGCACUCCAUGCAGAGUUACUAGAGGCAUACCCAAUUAUCUGCACCAUUAUGAUGAUGGUCCAUCUUUUAAUUUGUGUAUCACUCAAAAUGAUGAAGAAAUUGCAGGCUCUGUUGCUAGAAUGGAUGCUGAGAGUAGUAUUAAGAAGCGCCAUGACCCGGUAAGUAUGGAAACAAUGGGAGUUGAAGGUUCAAAAUCUACCAAACGAAAAGAUGUCGUUGAUUCAUCGAUAUCUGAAGCAUCCCUACCAAGUAUUGAAAAGCGGAGAAAAGUUAUCGAUGGUUCUUCAGUUAGCAAGGGAAAAAAUGUUGUUGAAGAUGUUCCUUCAAAAGCAGGGGAGAGUAAGUUUUUUCUGAAAGAUCCUCCUACUCAUUCGGUGCACAUGAGUUGUUACACCAAUGUUGAAGUAUUUAAAGAUCUCAAGGAAAAACUAACUGAUAAGCAGUACAAAAUAUUUGGGGAAACUUGCUUUGGUGUAUUCACCCGAAUGCAACACUGUGAUGUUCAAGCACAAAUGUUGAGGUGCUGCAUGGUGAGAGAACUUAUUGGAAGUACUCCUGAUGCUUUUUUGAUUGAUAUAAAUGGUAAUGAAUUGCGGUUUUCUAUUAGAGAAUUUGCAAUAAUAACUGGUUUGAAGUGUGUUAGUGAUGAAGAUGCUUUUAAAGUUAACCGCACGGGUAAAAACGGGAUUUUGGAGACAUAUUUUGGUGGUUCUAAGAAAAUGCCCUCAAAGGCAGAUUUGAUUGAAUGCUUCACAGAUAAAAAUUGGGGCCUCAAUGAUGCUGAUGCCGUUAAAAUUGCUGUCCUCUAUUUCAUUCAUACCUAUAUCUUGUCCAAUGAGAAGAAUGCAGUAAAAAUACCAAGGCUACACUUUGAUUUGGUAGAGUCUGGAAGAUAUGUGGAUUACCCAUGGGGUAAGAAAGCAUUCAAUGAGUUGAUUAAAAGUAUGACUCACAAGAUGACUUCUGAGAAAAAGUUUUAUAGGCUCCAUGGAAUGCCACUUGCUAUGCAAGUUUGGCUUUAUGAGUGUUGUUCAUUUGUUGACGCCACACUUGCAGUCAAGACGGGCAACAACAUUCCCAGAAUGCUAAAUUGGACGACCAUUGAAAGUCAGCCAAGCUUUAAGGAACUGAUGGACGACAUGUUUAAAGAAGAUAACACCCUGUCAAAGACACAGUUCAAAGACACAGUUACAAUUCUUGUAUACACUGGCAUUUUGACUGUAGCAUAUAAUUCAUACACUGAAAUGCGUAUUUUUGCCAACAUAGUCCCGACGGUCGAUGAGCUUGCUUGUCUUCAAUUGCCCCCACUUGUCAAUGGUGUACCAGAAAGUACCACUGCCCCCGUCCUUGAUGAUGAUGAUUUUGCUUCUACACCACCCCAUAACGACACACAUCAAAAGGGAGUUGUUCAAUCAGAAUCUCUACCGUCUAAGAAACGUAGGCAGAUGUCUGUUGGGACUUCGUCAUCAAAGAAAGCAGAUCUGCAACGCGAAACAAUUCCAAUUUCCAACAUUGCUCCCCGUAGGAAGACGCCUAUUGUACAAACAAGAAAGUCGGCUUCUCCAAUUGGGAAUGAACAAGUGCAUGUAAAUACCCCAUCUGUCCAGUUCCUGACAUCUACCAAACAAGACGAGUUGUGUCUCAUGAGGCAAGAAAUUGAUGAAUUUAAGAAGUCGGUGAAGGAUGAGUUCAAUGAUUUGCACAAAUUGAUCAAUGACAACUUGACAACGAUUCUUCAAGCUAUUGAAGUAAUUAAAGGGAAUAAGGAUUCUGAAAAGGGUGCUGCUAGAGAAUCUACAUUUCAGCAACAUAAUAAUGGAAUACACAAUAAAUCAUCGAUACAAAACGGGAGUUAUACGGCUCAUUUUCCAACAGAGGUAUCUGAUGAGUUGCCUACUGUAUUCAUAAAUAUAACACCUUAUAUUUUACUGAAACAGUUUAAACGGUUGUAUUCAUAUCUCAGUCCAGGCCUAGUGGGAGAUGUUGGUGUGAACGAGGUUAAUUCUACUGGUGAUACAUUAAGGGUUCAACACAGGAAAUUCAGGGACCAGACAGCUGAUGUUAUCGUUGUUACUCCUGCUGCCAUACCUAUCAACGAAGGAAGCAACAUGUUAGUUCAUGAUAAUAUUGUGAAAGGUGUAUCUUCUUCUUCAUUUUGUGCCGGUACAUAUCAUUCUAAUCAAGUGACGCCGUACAAUGUCGUUGUUGAGUUUGAGGGUAUUCAUGUUGGUAAGGAACAGGAACAUGUGCCUCAGUAUGAGCUGGCGGAUGAAUUCCUUCCAACACAGAAUACUAUAACAAAAAUUGUCAUGACUUUGCGUAAAGAGAGGCGUCCUGGCCCUUUGCAAAUGUCUCCUUACAUGACAAAUUUUGGGUCAGCUUCAGGUAGUUCAGUUAAGUUGACAGAGAUAUUUGACAAAAAACACCCAUUUGAUAAUAAUUGCAUCACGGGGCGACAUGAUGCCAAGCUGUUCGGUGAAUUCUCAAAAUGGGUAAAAGAGGAGCUGCUUGUUAGGCAUGAUAGCAAAAAGAACAAAGAGGACCACUACAAAAAGGGUAAGCCAAAACUGCCAACAUCCAUGGACUGUGGUAUUAAGAAAAUCAGCGACAAAAAUUGGUUCUACCUUUUAUCAAUGGAGGGUCAGAUGUGGAAUGACGAGCAUCUUGAUGACAUGUUUUACUACUUCCGGAAAAAAGCCAAAUAUGAUACAAAUAGCACAUACAAGUUUACCACUGUAGACUGUGUUUUCAAUACCAAAAUUGAUGCUAUUCACAAAGGCUAUCUUGGCCCGGAUGGUGCCAUAAGUGUUGGGAAACAAGAAGAUGUUUUAUGUGAAUACGUUAAAGGCCACCGGUUGCAUUGCACUGUUCCGUGGCAUUUGGUUGACUAUGUAUUCAUCCCAGGAGUUGAUUGGAAUUAUCACCCUGCGUACAAAGACAAAGCACCGGCUGACAAAUUUGACGUCAUGUUUAUUGACAAUUUCCCACAACAGAGGCCUGGAAGCAUGGAUUGUGGAAUGUAUGUUGUUGCAGAUGCGGAGUAUUUGAGUCAGGGAGAAGGUAUUCCACAUGGAGACCUUGAUGCAGAAUUACUUCGUACGAGAUAUGGUGCUCUUUUGUGGGAUUACGCUAAAAGGAAGAUGGAAGAAAAUGCCGAAAGCGAUAAUGAGGCACCUCCGAAUUGUUAG
This is a messenger RNA of Lycium barbarum (goji berry), 3201 nucleotides long. RefSeq lists its product as uncharacterized. Lineage: Eukaryota; Viridiplantae; Streptophyta; Magnoliopsida; Solanales; Solanaceae. The coding region runs from base 1 to 3201 and encodes 1066 amino acids. The transcript is spliced from 17 exons. The record is from RefSeq and is a predicted model, not a curated record.